UCCUGUCAGAAAGAGUGUUCUCAAUCAGUAACAAUAAAAACGUGAGCUCCAGGGCUGGUUCCUCUCUUAGAGAAUUGAAGCCAAAAAAAGAACUUGACGUAAGCAGUUACAAAAGUAUAUAUAUGUUCCAAGUGGAAGCAAAGCAACACACACAAGUCGAAGAGCAAAUAACUGCCUAGCAAGGAUCUUAAAGAACAUAUUUGUUGCAAGAUUUAUUCAACUAUCUGAGGAACUGGUAAUCUUAACCUAUAGGAAGUGUUGUUUGAAAUAAUUACUCUGAUUUCACUGUGACAGUGCAGAAGAGGAAAGAAAAAAAGGGAGGGAAGCGGAAAGAAGACUAGCUGAGCAGCAGAAAGGAAAGAGUUUUACCUUACUCCUGAUUCUGAGUUUAUCCUCAUGGCUAUGCUAUGGUCUGGAAAAAUUCCAAGCUCUGAGAAAUGGAAACAGAACAGGUGGGUUAAAAAAUUAGGAAUGCUUAGUAACUCCUUCUAUUUUAAACUCAUCCUUAAACUCCAAAAGAGAAAAAUAUCAGAGAGAAAAAGGAACUGAAUUAUGAUUUUAUUAAAUAGAAUGUAAACAGUCAUUUGAAAACAAAGGGCAAUGCAAAUUGUUGUGUAGUCACACAACAUUCCUCUUGGAUUUGAAGUUCACCAGCAGCAGUUCCACCCCUUUUGAAAGUACAGCCUGACGUCUGGGCUGUUCAGCCUGAGCAGCUGCUGGAGCUACAAAGCCUGUUUUCAUCCUCUGCCAGGAUGGGAGUGAUAUGGCUUCCCAACCCAUCCAGGAUCCUGUGUUUUUCCUUUCAUAUUGCCCUCCUUCUGCUUCAACAGACUACUGCAGAAAGAGAACUGAAGUUUGUGGUUGCAGUUUUCCGACAUGGUGAUCGAACACCAGUUGUAAAUUUUCCAACUGAUCUACACAAGGAAAGUGAAUGGCCCCAGGGAUUUGGACAACUUACCAAGACUGGAAUGCAACAGCUAUAUGAACUUGGACAAUACAUGAGGGAAAGAUAUUCCGGCUUUCUGAACAGCACAUACAACCGGCAAGAGUUUUACAUCCAAAGUACAGAUUAUGACCGCACCAUUAUGAGUGCCCAGUCAUACCUUUCUGGCCUCUUUCCACCAACUAGCAGCCAAAUUUGGAACCCUGAGCUUCUCUGGCAACCCAUUCCAGUUCAUGUUAUUCAAAAAUCAACAGAUCGGAGGCUGCAUUUUCCUCUGCGUGACUGUCCCCGUUUUGAUGAACUUCAGAAUGAAACACAAACAUCAAGUGAAUUUCAAAGGAGAAUACAACCAUACAUGGAUUUUAUACAAACGAUGGCAGUUAACACAGGACUUGAACUAAAUCAUCUUAAAAUACUGGAUAAUUUCCAGCUCUGGAAUACAUACGACACUCUUCACUGCGAGGGUAUUCACAAUUUCACUCUCCCUGUAUGGGCUACCAAAGAUGUAAUCAACAAGAUGGAAGAACUGGCAGAAUUGUCCUUAUUAUCACUAUUUGGGAUUUAUAAGACAGAAGAGAAAUCACGACUGCAAGGAGGUGUCCUUGUGAAUAUUAUUUUAAAUAGUAUUAAGCAAGCUGCCAAUUCUUCAAAACAAAGAAAAAUGGAGGUCUACUCUGCACAUGACACCACAGUUGGGGCCCUCCAGAUUGCUCUCAAUAUUUUCAAUGGAAAACUGCCACCAUAUGCUGCUUGCCAGUUCUUUGAACUCUACCAAGAAAGUAGUGGGCGGUACAGUAUUGAAAUGCAUUAUCGGAACGACUCCUCAAAGGCUCCUUACCCACUGACCCUGCCAGGAUGCACCUCUUCUUGUCCACUUGAGAAGUUUGCUGAACUAGUUUCUCCUGUGAUUACAGAAAACUGGUCAAAAGAAUGUGGGAAUAGAGACAAAAUGAAAGAUAUUUUCAUUGGCUUUGACGUUGCUGUUGGCUUGUUGUUCAUCUUUGACCUUGUGCUGCUCUACCUCCUUUAUCAUUAUGGACGCUGCAGGCGCAGAAACAACUACCAAGACAUUUAAAGGGGAGGUAAAGAAGUGAAAGAGAGAGCAGAAAUCCUUUAAGUUCAUUAUAUCCCUCAGUUUGCUGUGGCCAAAUUAAUCUCCAAAGCAUAUUCCAAAAGUCUGAAGAGCUGAGGUAUCUGUGGCCUAACUCCUAAACCACUAAACA
Pezoporus flaviventris is the source of this 2166-nucleotide messenger RNA. RefSeq names its product acid phosphatase 3 (gene ACP3). Lineage: Eukaryota; Metazoa; Chordata; Aves; Psittaciformes; Psittacidae. Gene Ontology annotation, biological process: dephosphorylation; lysosome organization. Gene Ontology annotation, molecular function: acid phosphatase activity. The record is from RefSeq and is a predicted model, not a curated record. The coding region runs from base 753 to 2018 and encodes 421 amino acids. Gene Ontology annotation, cellular component: plasma membrane; lysosome. The transcript is spliced from 11 exons.